This is a messenger RNA of Schistosoma spindalis, 1095 nucleotides long. Lineage: Eukaryota; Metazoa; Platyhelminthes; Trematoda; Strigeidida; Schistosomatidae. The record is from the annotation of a GenBank genome assembly.
GCAUCAUUCAAGGCUGUUUCUAUGUUUCUUGUCAAAGAUAAAACAUGAAAGUCUACAAAUUGUAUGAAUUACGACGUUAUUAUGCUAGAGUAUCAUCAUUAGCAUUUGCUUUUGACACUUUUGUGGUUCUUAUCAUUACUUUGGUACCUUGGAUCAUCUCGUAUAUAACUGGUUUCAUGUACGUAAAUUCUUAUGCUUUUCCAGAAAAACCCCUGAUAUUGUUCGACGGAAACAUGUUGCUUUUUCUUCAGAAGGCUGAUGGUUUUCUUUAUUAUGGUAACAUACCACAUCAGGAAACGAACCAUCUAUUGCAAUCUUCGCUUAGGCUACCUCAAAUCAGUUUUUACAAUUCUAAAAAUAAAAACUUUGAUGAGGAAGAGGCGAUUGAUAUUUAUAUUAAGUUUCCUAUAUCUCCCACAGAAAAGAUAAUUGGUCUCACUGUUGUACUUUUGGUUGAUGUUACCACGUUGAGUUUUUACAAUAGACAAGACAAAGUCCCAAUAUUUAUAAACAAAGUUUUUCGAUCACACACCAAUGGAUUUCUAUAUUCUGGGGACCUUUUAUGCUUUCGAAAAUACUGGUUGCCUUUUACACAAGCUAGUACUUAUUAUGAAACUAAAACGAUUCCAAGAAAAAUCUUAGAUCUAUCAAUGAACAUAUCGGGAGAUGGUAAGCUAUUUAUUAGUCCAUAGUUUUGCUUUUUAGGAUAUUACUUACUUGAAGAUAGAAUAAGUGUACCUAUAAUACGCGAAAGUCUUUCAAGUACUUUUGACAUAGAAAUAUCUGUUUACUUUUCCUCUCUAAGAAUCAGGGCUAAUCUAGGAUUUUGGUAUACUAUCAAAAUUGCAUGGAUUCAAUAUAUAUCAAUUGGUUUAGUGAUUAUUUAUUUAGCUGAAAAACUAAGAGGAUCCAUUUAUGAUAAACAAAUUGUUAGAACAAUUGUCAAAUCAACUAUACCAAAAUCUUUGGAUCUAUGAAUACAUUUACAUUAUUUUAAUUGAACAAUCAGUAAUCUACAAUAUGGUCAAUAAAGUGAUACAUAUUUUUGUAUUAUCUUUUAUAAGAGAUGUGAAUAAAGUAAAAAUCAAUAUUUGA